Amaranthus tricolor (Joseph's coat) is the source of this 2400-nucleotide messenger RNA. RefSeq names its product probable apyrase 6. The transcript has 8 exons. The record is from RefSeq and is a predicted model, not a curated record. Gene Ontology annotation, biological process: nucleoside diphosphate catabolic process. Gene Ontology annotation, cellular component: membrane. Bases 338 to 1942 code for a protein of 534 amino acids. Lineage: Eukaryota; Viridiplantae; Streptophyta; Magnoliopsida; Caryophyllales; Amaranthaceae. Gene Ontology annotation, molecular function: nucleoside diphosphate phosphatase activity.
AAGAGUUGGUGUUAUUCCAAAUGAAAGAGUUGGUGUUAUUCCAAAUGAAAGGAAAGGUGAUGAAGUUGGAGUAGUAGAAACACAACGGAUUUGAGAUUACUCAAGAUUUAAUCUCAUAUACUCCCUAAUUUUUCAUUUUUCAUUUUUCAAUUGGUCUAUGGUGACUGGUGAGGAACUAGGUGCAUUCAUGAUCAAGAAAUCAAGUUAGUCAAACCCUCAAAACCUUUUUCCAUUGUUGAAAUUAGGAUUUUUUUUUUCUUUUCUUUCUUGUUUGAUUGAUCAAACUUCCAAAUCCAUGUGAACUAUCUACUAUAAAAGCUUCCACAAUCCCAUUCCAAUGGCUUCCAAAAACAACCAAAAGUUUCCAUCUUUUUCACAAAAACCGUCUUCUUCAUCUUCAUCAUACAUCCCACUUCACAAAACCCAACUCCCACCUCAAAUGCACAACCAUUUUUCUCUUUCUUCUUCACCAUCUUCAAAAUCUCAUCACCAUAAACACCUUCUUCUCAUAAUCUCCCUAUCUCUUCUCCCUUUUCUUCUUUACAUUCUAUCUUUAUACAAUUCUCUUCAUCUUCCCCCAUCUUCUUCUUUUGGUCUUGUCAUUGACAUUUCAAGUUCUAAAUCUCAAAUCUUUGUUUUUAGAUCUUUAAAUGAAGUUUCUGGUACCCCAUUUUCUGGAGAAAGCUCCGAUAUUUUCUGGGUUAAUGCUGGAUUUUUUAAUUUUUCAGGAAAUCACGAAUUGGUGAAAAGGGUAGUGUUCAAAUUGAUUGAUUUUGCUAAGAAGAAAGUUCCUGACUUUGAGUGGAAAGAUACCAAAGUUCAGGUUUUUAUUAAUGCAGAAUUGGCGGGUAAAGUUACGGAGAGUGAGAGGGUUUUGGAUGAGUGUUGUUUGGUUUUGAGAUCAUCUGGGUUUUUGUUUAGGGAUGAUUGGGCUUCUGUUUUGAAUGGUCAGGAUGAGGGGUUUUAUUCUUGGUUGGCUGUAAAUUAUGCUUUUGGAUACCUUGGCAAUAUACCUGAAGAAACAGCUGGAGUAGUUUCACUUGGAAGAUCUGCCAUGCAGGUAACUUUUGCAAGUCUUGAGACUCCAUUAUCAGAAUCCUCUAGAGUUAUCAGGUUGGCAGGAGUUCCCUACAGUCUUUAUACUCAAGGCUUGCAGCAGUUCGGUCAGGAUGCGGUUUGGAAAUUGCUCCAUAAACAGAGUAGUCAAGAUUUGUUGUCAUCAUCACUGAACAAAGAAAGAUCUUUGCCUAAUCCUUGUUAUCCCAGAGGAUAUAAACUGACAUCACAGCAAAGUGGUGUGAAACUUGUGAACUUCUAUGCCACUGGCAACUUUUCCGCUUGUAAAACUCAACUUACUUUGUUACUGAAUGAUAGGAAAGGAAAUUGUACACAUGCACCGUGUGAGAUGGCAUCAUCCCUUUUUAGCGAGUUAGAAAGUAAACCUCAUCCUCAGCAGAAGUUCUUUCUUUCUUCUCAGCUUCGAGGUUUAGUUCCAAAGGCUUCCGUAUCAGAAUUGGAGGUGGUUGCACGUCGUUUUUGUGAGGAUGAAUGGGACAGCCUUAAAAAAGAUUAUGAUAUUGAUGAUACAGAUCUGUCAAAGAGUUGUUUCUCACAUGCAUAUAUGGUGAUCUUGCUGCGCAACAGUUUUGGCAUUCGAUUUGACGAAAAGAGAGUCGAGUUUGCUGCAGGAAGCACUCCUGUCGAUUGGAGAUUUGGAGCCUUCAUUUCUCGGACGAUCAUAGAGCCCUUUGACGAAAUUAUGGAGCACCAUGACACCCAUAUUGUGGAGAAUGAAUCUGUCACCUUCUUCUUCUUGUUUGCGGUUUUUAUCAUUUUUGUUCUUGUCGCAACCUUCUUUGUUAUGAAAUUGCGAAAACCUCAGAUGAAGACGAUUUAUGACCUCGAAAAAGGAUGCUAUAUUGUUACUCGUGUGCGUAGAUAGACACAUUUUUUCCCAUUCUUGUAAUUGUCACUCCUCUUAAGGUUUUUUUUUUUUAAUUACAAAAUAGGAUGAGAAGAGGCUAAUGAGAAUCGAAUCCAUUAUCUUAUCGGAAAAAGUGAUACUUGCUUUUCAACUACUUGUACAGUUAGCCAUUCAUAUCAAAGCGUUAAGAUCAAGAUUUAGAUUUUUGUUUCAACAUUGGACCAAAGCAUACUACUUUAUUAUGUUUUAAUAGAUGAAGCUUAGACCAUUCCCACUGCUGAAGAACUCUCACUAGUGAGGUUUCAAAAUUUUUCAUGCAUGGAAAAAAAAUUUUCCUCUCAACUUGUGGAAAUUUCAAGUAUCUGCAAAAAAUAUAUACAUAUAUUAAAUAGGUUUUAUUUUAUUUAUAAAUAUGUUUAAAAUUAAUACAAAUAUUCUAAUGUUCAUAAAAUUUUUUGCUCCAUAACUAGACACUC